Molecule: messenger RNA, 1020 nt
Organism: Cylicostephanus goldi
Lineage: Eukaryota; Metazoa; Nematoda; Chromadorea; Rhabditida; Strongylidae
Source: the annotation of a GenBank genome assembly
GCAUUUGUACUAGCUGAUUAUUUAGACAGUUUAGAUGUGGUACGCACGACGGGCACACAGUAUCCGGAUGGUGAGGACUGGAGUGCAUGUUCGUGCGAAGCGGAACGCAGAUCGGAAGUCCGUCACGCAAGUUUAGAGGAACCUCCCCACCAACAUCUCACAUAUCGUCAACCACUGGAUCGCCACCUUAGCAUAAUACAGCAUGAACGUGGCAGUCAGCGUGAAAGAGCAUGCGGAAUUGAUCAUCCUCCGUUUACGAAAUUUCGUCGAGUCCCCGAUUGUAGCUCGAAAGAGCAAACCCCAAUCAGCAGUCGUCAGCCGUCUUCGUUCCAGUAUAGCUCAUCAGAUCAGGCAUCUUCGCAACAGCAGUGUAGCCAAAGUAAUGACAGUCGCGAUGGUGAUGAGGAUGCACAUACCCUCUUUGACACUAUCUGCAACGGAGUUUUAGACGUCAAGGCAGCGGCUAGAAUAAUAGUUGAAGCACGUCACGAUAGAUCUCUGAAUGAAGAGGAACUUGUUCAUUCCGAAACGACUGCUCGCGUCCAUAAGUAUAAAAUCAGGGGACUAAGCAAUCUCGAUGAUCCAUUUUUAGAGAUGCAGCUUAACUCUACUGCGAUUAUGCUGAUGUGUCAAAUACAACUUGCCAAGACCGAAAAGAUUUCGAGAAUUGUUGAAGACAAGGAAAAUACGGCAGUAAAGGUGGAAGUCCCGUUACUCUCACUGAAGAACCUCACGAGAGAGUGGAAGCUCCAAGGCAGCCCUCCUUUCAAGAUUGUAGAUCUUCCAAGUAUCUUAUUGCAUUUUAAGUUCAAAAGAGGGAAACUGCCUUUCAACAAUUCGCUAUUUCGAUAUAUCUUGGAGAUUUUUCAUGAGCCUCCGACAGACGAACCAGGAGCGCGCACAAAAGCUGGAGAAGCUUACACACAAAGAAUUGAAUUACGUCCGGACAUGUUUGCAGCUCUCAAGAUGGCCUUGCGUGACAUUAGAUCUUAUUCCUAUGGUAGCGAGAAAAGAGAAUGA